Molecule: messenger RNA, 1067 nt
Organism: Arachis duranensis
Lineage: Eukaryota; Viridiplantae; Streptophyta; Magnoliopsida; Fabales; Fabaceae
Product: late embryogenesis abundant protein D-34
Exons: 3
Coding region: 68-862 (264 amino acids)
Source: RefSeq, a predicted model, not a curated record
AUCCCAGGAUAUACCCACUUCAACUAUUCCAGAAAGCUCUUCUUAACUUGUCACAAACUUCUUCAUCAUGAGCCAACAACAAACACCUCGGAGACCACAAGAAGGACAAGAGCACAAAGAUCCGAUCAAGUACGGUGACAUUUUCAAUGUCUCAGAGGACUUGGCAUCCGAACCAAUCAUGCCGCAAGACGCGGCACUCAUGCAAGCGACGGAAAACCAGGCACUGGGACAAACCCAAAAAGGUGGCCCGGCUUCCGUCAUGCAGUCUGCUGCAGCCACCAAUGUCUCUGCGGGUCUUGUGGGCCGCGGAGACAUCUCUAGCGUGGCAAAAGACCAAGGGAUAUGCGUGUUGGAGAGUAAAAUUGGCGUCAACCGUGUCAUUACGGAAAGCGUGGGAAAACAGGUUGUGGGUCAGUUUGUGGAGCCAGAUGUGCCCAUGAAAACUCCUGGCUCGGCUCUAGAUAGAGAUGCCAUAACCAUUGGGGAGGCUCUCGAAGCAACGACGUUGGCUCCCGCCAGCGACAAGCCAGUGGAUCAGAGUGACGCUGCAGCUAUACAAGCUGCCGAAAUGAGAGCCACCGGGAAGAAUGAGAUUCAAUCCGGCGGCUUGGCAGCCGCAGCUCAAUCUGCCGCCACCAAGAAUACAAGGACUAUGGGUGAUUUUCAGAAGACAACCUUGUCUGAUGUCUUAACGGAUGCAAAGGAGAAGCUGCCAUCGGAUAAGGCGGUGACGAGAGAGGACGCGGAGGGAGUGAUCGGUGCCGAGAUUAGGAACAAGGCGGACAUGAAAACUACUCCUGGUGGUGUUGCUGCAUCCCUCGCCGCAGCAGCCACCCUUAAUCAAAACAAAUCAUCGUCAUGAACUACUAGUAGUGUGUUUUAACUUUUAAUUUUACUUGGAGUGUCUUUUUAAUGUUGGUGUAUGUUGCUGGCUUAUUUGAUAAAGGGUCUUGUUUGUAUAACUUGUUUUAUUGUAGAUCUUUUUCUAGUUCAUAUAUAUCAUGCAUGUCUUUUUCUCUUUCCGUGCAUUUGGAAUUUUCUUCUCUCAAUCAAACAAUCAAGGUAAU